Molecule: messenger RNA, 381 nt
Organism: Fusarium keratoplasticum
Lineage: Eukaryota; Fungi; Ascomycota; Sordariomycetes; Hypocreales; Nectriaceae
Product: NmrA domain-containing protein
Exons: 1
Coding region: 1-381 (126 amino acids)
Source: RefSeq, a predicted model, not a curated record
AUGGUUCAUGAGACUGACAGGAAUGCUCAAAUUAUGACCAAUUUCUGGGAACAUAUGGAUGGGCAGCGGGAGAUGGCUGAAGGAAAGGCCAUGGUGGAGGCUGCGAAGAACAUCGACGUCAAGUUGCUCCUGAUCUCCUCAGAGGAAAACGCGACCAAGGUUUACCAUUUCGAUUCAAAGGCACUCAUCUCUGACCACGCACGGGGCAUUAGAGUCCCAUUCGCCGACAUAUACGCUGGCGCCUACAUGAACACUUUUACUACCUUCACCCGCCCACGUCCCGCCGGAGACGGCUCCUAUGUCGUCGAUGGCGUCUGGUCUGAGGACACCCUGAUGCCGCUCCGAGAUACCUACCACGAUUUUGGUCUUUUGUCCGGCUAG